AUGGUUGUUAGACAAGAUCGGACUCGGUGGUCCGAGCACGAAGAACUCAAACGUCCCGUCUCCUCCGUAACGCAUCGACUGGCGCAAACCGUCGUCAUUCAACGGUUAAGCGACGCCAAUGAGGCCAUCAUGGCCGCACUCACAGAACUUGUGAUUGCCAAGGAGCUGCGAAUAUCAAAUGUUCGCUAUAAUACCCCCAAGCCUUAUUUCCUGGUGAUACUAGUAUUACCGCAUGACUUUAACCGUCGUGCCAUUUCUGCACAACUGGAAUUGCAAAUGCUUGCUGAAGAAGCCACCAAAGUAUACAUCAAUAUUGACAUUACUAGGUACAUCCGUGAUGUCGUUGUCGGUAUUCGAAAUCAUCCCAACAUUCAGGGCGGAUUAACGGCAAGAGCAUCCCAAGAUUUGGUGACUGUAACAAAGUAA
Molecule: messenger RNA, 426 nt
Organism: Radiomyces spectabilis
Lineage: Eukaryota; Fungi; Mucoromycota; Mucoromycetes; Mucorales; Radiomycetaceae
Exons: 3
Coding region: 1-426 (141 amino acids)
Source: RefSeq, a predicted model, not a curated record